This is a messenger RNA of Arabidopsis arenosa, 1955 nucleotides long. The record is from the annotation of a GenBank genome assembly. Lineage: Eukaryota; Viridiplantae; Streptophyta; Magnoliopsida; Brassicales; Brassicaceae.
UUCUCUUUCUCUUCGUCUACUUAGAUAACAAAAAACCUCGGAGCUCCUUUUCAGUUCUCGGGUCACCCGAUAACCCGAAUUCUCGACCCGGUUUCGUCUCUGUUCUCAUUUUUUCAAAUUUCAGAGGGUUUUUGAUUUUGGAGAUUUUCUCAGUGAAGUUUAUUACAGAACCAGAUUCGAAGAAGAAGACAUUUCAGGUCUGAAAAGGCAGAGAACAACAACACAAAAAAAGAGACCAAAGAUGUUUUCUUGCAUAGCUUGUACCAAAGCAGACGGAGGUGAAGAAGUCGAAAAUGGAGCGCGUGGAGGCACCACUCCCAAUACUAAAGAAGCCGUCAAAAGCCUAACCAUUCAGAUUAAAGAUAUGGCUUUGAAAUUCUCUGGUGCUUAUAAACAAUGCAAGCCAUGUACUGGUUCCUCUAGUAGUCCUAUGAAGAAAGGACAUCAUAGAUCGUUUCCGGAUUAUGACAAUGCUUCUGAAGGUGUUCCAUACCCUUACAUGGGUGGAAGUGCGGGUUCAACUCCUGCUUGGGACUUCACAAACUCCUCUCACCAUCCAGCUGGACGGUUAGAAUCAAAGUUCACCUCAAUAUAUGGAAAUGAUCGAGAAUCUAUCUCUGCACAGUCUUGUGAUGUGGUACUGGAUGAUGAAGUGCCAAAAGAGUGGAUGGCUCAAGUAGAACCCGGUGUUCAUAUCACAUUCGCUUCGCUUCCCACUGGAGGAAAUGAUCUCAAACGGAUCCGUUUCAGCCGGGAGAUGUUUGAUAAAUGGCAAGCUCAACGAUGGUGGGGUGAGAACUAUGACAAGAUCGUUGAGCUUUACAAUGUACAGAGAUUUAACCGCCAAGCCCUUCAAACACCUGCACGAUCCGAAGAUCAGUCACAGAGAGAUUCAACGUACUCAAAGAUGGAUUCAGCGAGAGAAAGCAAAGACUGGACUCCAAGACACAACAACUUCAGAACUCCAGGAAGUGUCCCGCAUCACUUUUAUGGCGGCUCUAGCAACUAUGGACCAGGAAGUUAUCAUGGAGGACCACCAAUGGAUGCGGCAAGAACCACCACUUCUUCCAGAGAUGAUCCACCCUCCAUGAGCAAUGCUAGUGAAAUGCAAGCUGAGUGGAUCGAAGAGGACGAGCCCGGGGUUUACAUUACCAUCAGACAAUUAGCUGAUGGGACUAGAGAGCUACGGCGAGUCAGAUUCAGCCGGGAAAGAUUUGGGGAAGUCACCAUAGUUCCAUCAAUGGCUGAGAUUUCUGAUAUUACUACUCAGGCUCAAACCGUUGUCUUGAACAUCGAUCGAUCAAUUGAUGAUUCCCGGUCGUCGGAUUUAUCCGGUCCUCUUGUGUCCGUAUCGUUUGUUCAAAAGUUGAUUGGAGAGUUCGUGGGAACAUUCUCUAUGAUAUUUGCCGGUUGUUCGGCCAUCGUGGUAAAUGAGACGUACGGAAAACCGGUGACACUUCCCGGUAUAGCUUUGGUAUGGGGACUAACCGUAACGGUUAUGAUCUACUCAAUUGGUCAUGUCUCCGGUGCACAUUUCAACCCUGCUGUUUCCAUUGCUUUUGCCUCUUCUAAAAAGUUCCCUUUUAAUCAGGUUCCAGGGUAUAUAGCCGCUCAAGUUCUCGGAUCGACCUUAGCUGCUGCAGCUUUACGGCUUGUGUUCCAUCUGAAUGAUGAUGUUUGUAGCCUCAAAGGCGAUGUUUACGUUGGAACAUAUCCAUCAAACUCAACCACAACGUCGUUUGUAAUGGAGUUCAUUGCUACUUUCAAUCUAAUGUUUGUUAUAUCUGCUGUCGCUACCGAUAAACGAGCCACGGGGUCACUCGCUGGAAUCGCUAUUGGUGCAACCGUAGUACUCGACAUCCUUUUCUCCGGGUAACUAAUUAUUCUUAUAAGUCUCUUUUAAAAAUAUUUCAUGGUUAGUUUGUUUACACGUAUGAUAAAAAAUGUUCUAUUUU